Molecule: messenger RNA, 3702 nt
Organism: Hyposmocoma kahamanoa
Lineage: Eukaryota; Metazoa; Arthropoda; Insecta; Lepidoptera; Cosmopterigidae
Product: paramyosin-like
Exons: 15
Coding region: 66-3620 (1184 amino acids)
Source: RefSeq, a predicted model, not a curated record
GACAACGAAUAUUAUUGAAUUUUGAAUGAAUUAUUGGAUUGAUAUUACUAUGAAUUUGUUAAAUUAUGGAUGAUCCCCACGAACAACCUCCACAACUAUUUGAUAUUCAGCACGUUCUUCCGGAUGUAGUGCAUUCCCAACAGAUUCCCGUCACAGAGACCGUUGUAGCGGACGAAGCGGAAACACCACAAAUUGAUACGGGUCGAUGCACUGAACGCAAUAAUCCGUCCACUCAGAAUGUCGAGAACAUCAGUGAAACCGAGUCCAUAUCAGAACACAUUCCUUCAAACUCUAUCACAGAAUCUGACUAUGUGGCUAGAACCAGCCAAUCUCAAGAGUUACUCAAUGUGGAAGCCCACCAAGAGAAAAUUUUAAAACACAGCUCUCUGAACAUUCCCUAUACUCACUCUCCACUAAGCGACAAUGCCAGUGUACAUGACCCUAGCAGACAGAGUGCGUCCUGGCCUAUGGACAUUCUUGCUGAUGAUGUACACCCUCUCAGUGAGGAGAGUCCUGUCAACCUGGCCUUAUCAUCAGAUUUUUCCAAGGAAUUAUCAAAGGAAUGCGGAGACUCCAAUAAACAACAGACAGAAUCAGCACCGACACCACAACUUAGUGAGGAAGAUGCUCCAAAAGAAUCUCCUAGAAGUGAUCAAUAUCUCGACUCUUUAAAUGAGGAGUCCAGUCACAAAUCCAACAUUUCAAUUGGUGAUGACAAUUCAGUUGACAAAUCUUCACAUUCUGACAAAUCUUUACAUUCUGACAAAUCUUCACAUUCUGACAAAUCUUCACAUUCUGACAAAUCUUCAGGGUCUGAAGAGAUAAUAAAGCUUGAUAUAAGGGGACAAGCUGCUCCUAAAUUCCCCUUCCCUGCUGCUCAAAUAAUCUUUGGUCCACCUCCAGAAGGAAGUGAUGUUAUUAGUCCUGAUGUAGAAACUAUUCCAGUUUUUCCAAAUCUUCUUUCACCAUUUUUAGUAGGUGCUGGGGACAAUAGGAUUAAAGUGGAAGAAGUUUUUGAUGACGCAGUUAUGCUAUCUAAGAAUCCAUCAUUAGAACGUCUUCCAGAACUGACUCUUUUAAAGGAGCCUUCUCCAGAUCAGUCGGAGUCAUCAGAUAAACAAAGUUUGUCUAGUGAUAAAGCUGAACAAGACAUGUUAGUAGAAGAAAUGGAAGUAUAUGUAGCGGAUUAUGACACAAAGGCUAACGAAGCAGAAAAAAACGAGAAUGCAUCAAUACCAACACAGCUUAAGUCUAUGGCUCCAGAUGAGACAACUUCUUUUAGUACAUUAACCACAGACUAUAGGACUAUUUGUGAAGAGUAUAAUGAAAAGCUUGUGCACUUGGAAGAUGCGCUCACGCAACGUGACGAAUUAAUCGAAGAACUCACCGUCUCAUUGCAGCGAUCAGCCAAAGAACGGGAUGAACUGAGGGUGGAAAAUGUCCACUUAACUAAUGAAGUACACAACCUGCAACACAUUGUUGCAGAACACUCCCAUUCUGAUCAUGGUACUGUUAAAGGACAACUCUCAGACUUUAUAAAGUACGAGACUAUGCUCAAAGAUGAUAGUACCAAAUUCUAUUCUGCAGUAAUGAGUGGUGGGUCAUCAUUAAAAAGUUCGAACGGCGAAAGAGACAAUGAUUGCGAAGAAAUAACAAUAAAUUAUUCACGGUCAGAUUUAAAGUCUUCAUCAUCAGACGAUUUUCAGACUGGUUUUGAAAAUAAAAUAGGAACAAUCAUUAGUAAAUUCGAUGAGUAUAUUGAGGAGAAUUUGAGGAAUAAAUUGAGAGAGAGCAUCAUACAGGUUUUAUGCACCGAAAUUGGUAAGAUGAGGAUUGAAUUCGACACCGAUAUAAAGGAGCUUGAAGCACAAGUGCAGCAGGAUAAACACGCAUAUACAAUAGAAACUAGACGGCUCCGGGAGCUCUUGACUUCUGUAAAAUCUGGAAAUGCUGAUAUUGAAGCUUUGCGAGAGGAGUUGAACAUUAAACAUGAAAAAGAAAUGGAGAAUCUGCGGAUGUAUUUUGAAAAGAAAUGUUCAGAUAUGGAGCGGAGCUAUUCGGAGGAGGUGUGGCGCGGGCGCGCAUGCGCAUCGCCACUGGGCUCGGCGUCCUCGCUGGAGGCUGAGGCCGCGGCCGGCGCCGGCGACCAGUGCCGCCGCAGGACGCGCAGCGCCGAGUUUCCGUCGCUCACUUACGAGCCGACACAACUGGAGCAAGCGCUGAAACAAACAAACAAGAAACACGAACAGCUGAUAGAGGAGCUAAAAGCGGAGCAUGUGGCUUAUGUCAACGAUCUGCAAAGCCGACACACUGAGGCCAUCACCACUCUCGAGGCAAAGAUAACCGAGCUGAAGGCGCAUAUACAGACGACCGAGAAUACCGAGCCCAACGUAUCUGUUUACCAACAGGAUAUUGAUUUGGAACUCGAGAAGGAGAGGCAAGCAUUUGAGAAGAGAUUGGAAGAAGUACGCCAGGAAGUUGUACAACAGUUGCAAGAGCAAAUACAGGUGUUGCUGUCUGAUCCGGAUGCAGAGGUGUCGAGUUGGCCUCUCGAGUUAGUGGCUCUGCGUGACAAGAUCCAAUGCGAUGCGCGACAGCAAGAAAAGGAGUUGUCGAGUCUUCGUGACGAACUGAGCAGCGGGGAAGCGGACAAAUGGAAGCAAAGAAGGAACUUCAGCUUCGACCAGAAUAGGCAGUUGGAGGAGGUCACCAAGGAGAGGGACGGUCUGAAGCGUGUGGCGGUAACUCUGCAGCGCGUGGUUAGCCAGCUGGUGGCAUACUGCGCUUGCGCAGAGGACGAACUCAACCGUACCGUGCUCGCGCAGUUGCUCACACGCCUGCACGCUGACGACAGCACAAUAAUAGAAGAAGAGUCUCGCCCCUCAACCCCGAACCUUUCCAUCGAGUUGAACUCCAGUUCAGUAGCCCGCAGCAAGCACGUUCAUUUCGCACCAGAUCUCCACUCGAUCCUCACAGACCUCGACGAGGAGGGGCUCGUGGCCUUCCUGCAGGAGCAAAGGGACCUCAGCGUCGAUAUUAAGAGGGAGCUGGAGCACUCUUUGAAGAGGUUACGGAAUGAGGCUCAGGAGUUGUUGGAUUUAUCUGCCAAGGUCUCUACUAAACGCAUCCAAGACCCUAAGGCAGAGGACGUUCCUCAAGUGCAAAUCACGGAACUAGUGGACGACUUCGAUGACCGACAGAAGUCCUGCAAUAACUGCCAGAUGCAUAGGAAGAACAUGGAGGAAGCGAUGGCGGAGUGCCUGCAGCGUGAGAACCUGCUCCGGUCGGAUCUGGAUGCCGCUAUGAUUAAGAUUGCUCAGUUCAUGACUUGCGCUGACCGGGGACAUUCAUGCGAUUUGAUCGCCGAGGGGUACGGCACGGCCCCGCUGUCGCUGCCGGUGCGUGCCAGUCCCCGGCCGCGCUGCGAGGCGCCCAGCUCGUCGCUGGACCUGGGCGCGUCGCCGCGCGCGCCGCUGGCCUCGCUGGCCCAGGACCUGGAUCUCCUGCAGCGCGAGCGGGACGACUUGCAGCAGCAGCUACAAAGGAUGUCAGACUCGCCUGUACAUAAGAUUUGCUGCGACAAGGUAAACGCUAGGACGCCAAAACUAUUAAGUAUAUAAUUGUCACGUUUCUGUAUACUACGUACAGUCAACAGCACAGCUUUGCACUUUGAACCGUCUUAACGCAAGAGUCAUAGCAUUU